Molecule: messenger RNA, 9547 nt
Organism: Coregonus sp. 'balchen'
Lineage: Eukaryota; Metazoa; Chordata; Actinopteri; Salmoniformes; Salmonidae
Source: the annotation of a GenBank genome assembly
GGAAUUUUGGGGUUAGUCUACCACCUAAUGGUUAUUUUAAGUAACUGCCAUCUAAUGGCAAAACAGCGCGGUGCACACUGGGAGAAAUUGAGGAUUUGAUUUGAGUUAAUUCAUGGACAUUUAUUUGGGUUCUUGAGAAAACGGAGGAUUACCUCGACAUUUGGACAUUGAACAAUCGUGAGUAAAAACCUAUAUUUGAAUUGAUUUUCUUAUUCCUGUAUUAGAUCCUAAGGGCUGGGUUAGGCCCUACAUCUAACAAAAUGAUCUUAAUUUUCAAGGCCCCAAAUCCGCAGAGCAUUGGCGCACGAGAGCUCGCGGUGAAGGGUGAUCUCUCAGGGAACGUAACACCGAUGUUCAGCUAACGGACUUGCUGUGGCUAACGUUGGCUACUUCUUCAGUUUGUGAAAUUACAGUAGCCACGCUUGGACAAAAUGUCACACACUGGGCCUCCCCCUCGAUGGCGGAAUUGUCCUAGAAGAGGACAACCUGUAGCAGGUGAGUGGCGAAAGCUUGUUGUGUUGCUACAACAUUGGCUACAGUACUGGUGUUGUGGCGCACGAGCUACCUAGCUAACUGUCUCGCACACGGCAACUUGUCUCACAUUUUGUUAACACAAGUCAAUGAUUCAGACCUUUUUAUGACCUUUCGUUUGAUCAACUAUGUAUUCACUGGACGAGAACCGCGUGUCACCUUAGACUAGAGGCAAAACCCCAAUGCAAACACUGUUAGCUAACGUUAUGUUAGCCCUUGUAGAAGUCGAGUACAUCACGUGUCACAACAAACCAGCAUACAUAUCUAUUCGUGUUAAUAUGACGUGCUCAACAAGAAAAACAGACUAAAAAUAAAGCUAAAGUAAACACUAAUGGUCGGUGUUUCUAUAGCUACCCCAGCUAAGAAGGGUGUGUGUUUUUGUAGUUAGGAUUAGCUAGCCAGAUUAGGAUACAUGAAACGUCACACGCCAUUCGCUUAGAACCAUGAAAAUGAAUCAUGCUUACUAAGGGCGCUCCUUUUACGUUUUAUUUCAUGUAAAUGAGCUAAUAACCAUGUCAUGAUGUAUGGAAAACAUAGGACAGUGAGUGUAGAUACAUGAGUGGUACUGUUUUCAUGGUGUCUGUAUAUGUUGUGGUGACCAGUCUGUGACCCCUCUUACUUUCACUGCCUCACCAGGUAAAUUCCUGCCAAUGAAAACUAUGUUGGGCCCCAAGUAUGAUGACAAAGUGCCAGAAGAGAACAGGUUUCAUCCAAGCAUGCUAUCCCAGUAUUUAAAGAGUCUAAAGGUAUGUAUUUCCUGAUGUUGAAAUUUGUUUACUAGUAAUUUGUCUCUGUUUGGGAAAAUAUACAUUGUUUAAUGUCAACGUAUGUUUUGUGUCUUCUCUAGGUUAAAAUGGGUUUGCUUGUUGAUCUAACAAACACUACUCGCUUCUAUGACCGCAACGAGAUCGAAAAAGAGGGUGUUAAAUAUGUGAAGCUUCAGUGCAAAGGGUAUGUAUGAGUGACCUGUUUUUAAAACUCAAUAUUUAUUGUCCAUGUUUACAUAUAGAAUUGCCACUAGUUCAAAAUAAUGAUAUCAUUUCGUGAUUGAAUAUGUUGUGAUGAGUUCCUUCCUUGUUUAGCCAUGGAGAGUGUCCUUCAGCAGAGACCACUGCGAAGUUCAUCAGACUAUGUGAGCACUUCAUGGAGAAGACUCCAACUGAAUUGAUAGGUAAGGAAUGUUUGUACUGGAGCUGUACAUUUCUUCUUCAUUGUCGGACAAUGUCCCAGGGUCUGGCUUGUUGUUCACGUGGAAAAACAUGUUAUUUAUGAUUUUGAUAAGAGUCAAGAGGUGUAAUUCAGUUACAUUUAAACCUAUUGCAACAAUAUCCCAAAGAACAUCAGUCUCCUCUUUGGGGUGUUAUAUUAUAGCAUAUGCCUUCACAUCACUACAAAACAGAUUUUAAAGUAAGAGUAGGUCCACGUUUGUACACUAGGGGGAGCCUGAAUAUAACUACCAACAAGUUCUCAUCUAUCAGUCACCCUCCCUUCCUAAUAUUAUUUCAGCUCUUUGUGAUAUGAUGCAUUUUGUGUUUGUAAAUACUAAAUAUUUUAUAAAAGCAAUUGCAUCUAGGGCCUCCCGAGUAGUGCAGCGGUCUAAGGCACUGCAUCGCAAUGCUUGAGGCUUCACUACAGACCCGGGUUUGAUCCUAGGCUGUGUCACCUCCAGCCAUGAACCCCAUAGGGCGGUGCACAAUUCGCCCAGCGUCAUCCGGGUUAGGGGAGGGUUUGGCCAGUGGGGCUUUACUUGGCUUAUCGUGCUCUAGCGACGCCUGUUGGGGAGUUGCAGUGAUGAGACAAGAUCGUAAUUUGAUAUCACGAAAUUGGGGAGAAAAAGGGGAAGAAAAAAAAAUAUACACAUUUGUAAUCGCAUCUUCGCAUGCUUUCUUAUAGAAUUAUAACCGUGUAUUGGUUUAUGGUCCGCUCUGCUCAUAGAGGUGGUGACACACAGUAAUUGAUACUGAUCAUAAGCCGGAAUAUUGAUAAACAAAUUAGGUGGAAACCUGAAAUGUGUAGCGGCUUUUGCAGGUGCAAUGUUUAGUAUAGAUCACCAUAUGUGUAUGCAAUCACUUUGUUUUAGCUCAGUGUGUGGCCUGCCUGAGUAUACCUUGGACCACCUUGCCCCUUAACAUUAAGAUCACUUUAUUGGUCAAUUGCACACAAGGUCCAACCUAAAUGUGACUUCCGCUUUUAACCCAACCCCUCCGAAAGACACCCCUACAUACACAUAAACCCUUGCUGCUUAGUGAGGCUUGAAGGCAAAUAAACCAAUUCCAAAACAUUGCAGUUAUGAAUAAGGAAUGCAUAAUCUCCCGUUGUGCUUUUUGUAUGGCCUUGAGCAUGUAGUAGUCAGUGGGAGAUGCUGAAGUGUGCAGUAAAUUAAUAUACAGUAUAUUGUCUGCUUGAAAUUCAACUUCCACAAACAGAUGUUCCUACAGGAUGCUUUAAAUUAUUCUCCUGAUGUCUCAGUUGUGUUGCACUUCACUGUUCCCAAUGACACUAUGGCCAUGUCUGAAAUCUGUCUUGCCUACUACUUACUUAAACUGCAUAAUGUGUACUAAUCGUACUACAUACUAUUUAGAACAUACUGUUUAGCGGUUAAGAGCAUGGGCUAGUAACCCAAAGUUUGCUGGUUCGAAUCCCCGUGGCGACUAGGUGAAAAAUCUGUCAAUGUGCCCUUGAGCAAGGCACUUAACCCUAAUUGCCCCUGUAAGUCCCUCUAGAUAAGACCGUCUGCUAAAUUACAAAUCUAAAUGUAAUGUAUAAAAAAACGAAUGCAGUAAGCAACAAAUAUCAGCAUGCUAGGCUCAUUCUACUGAAAAUGUGUCAUCUAAUUCGCAAUUACGUUGAUUCCUGCCACUCGUUCAUUUUGGUACAGUGCGUCUCCUCAGCUGAUUAUGAGCUAUUGUCAGACACACGUGGGUCUCUAAAGACUAUUUUCUUCCUGAGUAGUGUGCAGCGAAUUCUACUAGAUGAAAAGCCGAAAGGAGUAUGACAUCCUGGCAUUUAAAGCAUACUACAUUCUCAAAAUUUCACAUACUAUAAAUCUUUCUGUUUUCUGAUACCCAAAAUACAUACUAUUUAGAAUGCAAGUACGGGUAUUCAGACACGGCCACGGUGUCUUUUGCCAAAGCUCCAUCCAAGGCUACUAGAGCACCGAGGUGUACUUCCAUGCUGUGACCAGCAGGGGGCUCUGUGGCACUCUGUUGUGGCUUCUGGCAGUGCAGUUCCACAGCCACUGGAGCCUCAGGGUAGACUAUGUGAAUGUCAUUAUAAAAAUGUCCACUGUCGGCCACCCAUUGAUCUUCAUCUGUUCUCUCUCUGGUAUUAAUGCAGCCUUUGAAAUUAGACAGCGGCACUGGUGAAUGUAACCCUAUUUGGGGGGGGGGGGGGGGGGGGGGUAGAUCAGCUAUGAAAUUACCAGACAAAUUUGUCAAUCAAAUAACAUUUAUUUGCAUCAUCCCCCCCCCCCCCCCCCCCCCCCCCCCCCCCCCACCCCAAAUAAAAAUUAAAUCAUCAUCAUUACCGGAGACUUCAUCUCCAUUUCUGUUGCCGGACAGACGGAUAGACAACAGCUUGUCAUGUCUGAUUGCUGUGGGGGAGAUAUGAGAGGAUGUUAAAUGGUGUUAGAGCAGUCAAGCAGAGGUCAGUCAGUGGAAAAGUCUGUAAAUGCAACCAUUGGAGAAUGCCAUGCAUUGACAAUUCAGACUUUGUAUCUGAGAGAGUGAGAGUGACUUUCUUUGAUCGUAUUUUCAGAGAUUUCAUCAGAGAUCUGCUGUUGCCUUGUCUACCCAGUGAGUUCCCAUUUUAUACCGCUCUCCAAUUCUUCCCUUUUUAAAGUUGAUAGAAACCGCUGAAUACCAAUGACCGACUGCAUCAUAGCUGAGAGAGAUGCUUCACAGACUGUCAAUCAAACAUGUUUUUUCACUCAAACCAGAUCUCAAUGUUGAUAGAUGCUCUGCCACUAACAUACAUUUAAAGAGGUGUGAAGAUUUUGUUUGCCCCUAUUAUACUUCCCUGCUUUGAAAAAUGUCAACGCAAACAUAAACCGAUUCCUUGUGUGCCCUGGCUGUUUCUUUGUCCCUCCUCCACCCCACCCCUCCCUAGCGUUAGAUUGGGUCUGCUGUUUUUAUUCAUAAAGCGACUCAGUGUAAGAGUGCUGAUCUAGGAUCAGGUUCUCCCUGUCCGUUCAUUAUCUAAAAAAGCAAAACAGAUCCUAGAUCUGCACUCCUACUCUGAAAUGCUUUAUGAAUACGGGCCUUUGUGUAUGUAGCAUAACCUCCAGACACAGUCAGAUAGUGGCUGAUGAACUGGUUUUAAAGUAACUGCCCAGUGUUUCCAGAUGUCUAUGAAAUAUGAGCUUUAUUUACUUAUAAUAUGAGUGAAGUUGUUUUCCUUCCCCCCCCCAAAAGGUAAUUAAGUAUGUUAAAAGGCUGCUUUUCUGUGUUGGAAUGGUGUGGGUGUACCCCAACAACAGAAUGGUGUGGGCAUAUAGUGGUCAUAAAAAAUAUUUAUGCAAGUAGACCGCUGAUUGGCCAGCUCAUCUUCCUCUAGAGCCCUGAUUGGCCAGCUGGUCCUCCUCAAGGAGAUGUCAUGUUCUAUGAGAAAAUAGCAAGCAUUUUUGAAACGGUCUGUUUAAGGUGGGAUUUUUUAUUUUUUUGGUCAUUUUAGCAGACACUCUUAUCCAGAGCGACUUACAGUUAGUGAGUGAUUACAUUUAUUUAUUUUUCACACUUUUUUAAAGUGUUUUUUCUGUAAUUUAUGCUUUGGCCACAAAUGCAUGUAUAGACUCCUUUCUGUGUUUGCAAACAUUGCCGCACAAUGGCGAUGCGCGCAAGUUGGUGGCAGAACACGGAGGAGAUCUUAUAGAACGCCAGCAAAAAAAGCCUCUAUUUACAUGUUGCUAAUCAGUGCAUUUCACACUACUUUUGGAUUAUAAUUGGAUUUUAAGGCUCGUAUGAAUGUCCUGCUUAAUAUAAUAUUUGUGUCAUCAUCGCAAGUCAACUGCAUUAUACUUAAAACACUUCAACUUCAAACAGUAAAAUGGCUCUUUGGCUAGCUUUUGUAUAAUUAACAUAAUAAAAAAAAUCCCCAUCAACAUCCAUCAGUUUAAGCUAGAGAUAUCCGCCAAUGUCGCCCUUCCGCAUCUGCGGUGAAAGGUGGCAGAGCUAGAGCGGUAUUUAUCAGUCCAUGAGACAUCCCGAAAAUCGAUCUUCUCACGAAAACGUCUGUGGCAUCCGACCGGUUUAAAAAAAUCAAUGAAAGUAUGGAGGUAGUUUUGUGCCUGCCCAAAAAAAAGGGGUUAAAUAUGUAUUUGUUGAAUACAAUUGCGAGUGUACACACACACACACACGAUUGUAGUAGUAGUGACAGAUGAGUGCUUUGCUUUAUUGACAUGUGCGGUGUCUUUCUCUCUCUUUCUUCUCCCACAGGUGUCCACUGCACUCACGGCUUCAAUCGGACAGGCUUUCUUAUCUGUGCAUACCUGGUAGAGAAGUUGGACUGGAGGUAAGGCCUACCAAUCCCGAUCAAUCAACACCCCACGGAAAUGUGUUUGUCACACAUUACUUCUCUGUGUGUGCAUCUCACUGCCAAAUCACAUGUUCAUGUAUUCUAACAUUGACCACACAACCAACACAAUUCCCAUAGUGGUUUGGCUUGCAUCACUUCUGUGUGUUCAGGUUGGACCCCUGUAGUCCCCUUAGGGGUGGAGCCAUGUUGCUGUGGAAGCAGACUUAAGCCUUGUGGUUGACCGGGUUGGGUUCUAUCAGAGACUUCUAUUACAACUAUUUCUGCCUGCACAAACCAUAUGAUAAGCGCCAAUACAAAACCGACCACCUCAUUGACACACCUCUGCAAUAAAAGUCUCUGGGUUCUAUAUAUGUGAUGUCACGAGGAGGGAUGCAGUCAGUAUCAGUAAAGUCACGCUUGGGGAAAGACGGAGGCUCUCAGGCUGGUGGUGAAGAGUCAACUCCACACCUGACUCCAGAGGUGCUGAAUAAUUUACCGCAGGGGAUGAGUGUGUCUUUAGGCAGAAAGAGAAUGUGGAUCUGUAAAUGGGUCUAGAAAAGGUUAGCAGAAUCUGUUAAUUCCCUUGGGGUCAGUGUUGGACGUAUAGACAGGAUGAGGAUGAACAACCUCCUCAUUCUCCCCCCUCCCAUUUCCUCUGGUUAAAUAAUCCCACAGUACACACAGACAGAGAGAGUCUGAGAUGUGCAUCAGUUCUGGUUCUGGAUGACAAUAUCACAUGUGGUUCAUAUUUCCUUUCUCACACUGUCAGCCACAGAAUCAGUCAGCAGACAUACAAUAACUACUCUGCUACUUAGCAGCGAUCUGAUCAGAUACGUUUGUUGAAUAAUUUUUGGUCAAAUAGGAUUGAUGAGCUGAGACAUCUAGGACGCUGAUAGCUUGUUGACAUCCUGUCUCUAGAGAGGUCUGCUGUGAGGCUAGAGGGCCUGACUGAUGUUUUUAUUGGAUAACAUCAGGGUUAUAUGGUGGCAACCAGCGCUGAACAAUACGGUUUUUGGCAGCAGCCAACCCAGCCAGCCAAACCUUGCACUGUUUCUCGUUCAGGUGCAUACAUCAGGGCUCUACAGUGCGACCAUUUUACUCGCAUAUGCGCCUAAAUAUUUUGCAGUGCGACCUGACAUUUUAGGAGCACCAGUGCGCCUAGAAAAAUUAAGCAUUCUAGCUUUAAUACCUCAAAUAUUUGUUAUUGUGCUCCUACAUUUCUUUGUGCGCCUACAUUUUUAAACUUAGGCGCACACAUGCUCCUUGUAAAAAAAGGUCAGCGUAGAGCCCUGUACCUGAAUUGUCAUUAAGUGGAAAAGGAAUUGGUUCAAGGGGCACAGUUUUCUCAAUCGUGUCAGACAGAAUAGAUUACACUUUCCUCCAAAACUCAUAAAUGUCAUGACAAUCCAGGGCCUGACUGAUGUUCUGUUGUGUUCCUCUGUGUGUCUCUUGAUGUGGGUCAGUGUCGAGGCGGCGGUGGCUGCGUUCGCCCAGGCCCGCGCCCCUGGGAUCUACAAAGGUGACUACCUCAAGGAGCUCUUCCGUCGCUAUGGAGAUGCGGAAGACGCGCCCGCCGCCCCCGUGAUGCCAGAGUGGUGCUUCGACGACGAUGGCGACCAGGACGACGACGGCAACGUGAUUGGCCAAGAGUCUCAGUCAGGCCCCUCCUCCUCUGAGUCGGCGCCGGGGAAACGGAGGAAGGAGAGACUAAAAUUUGUGAGACUCAGACUGACUGAGAAAAGGGAGGGCACUGGGGAAAUGGGCUGUUGCCAAGUAGAGAGACUGUGUCCCUAAUGGUACCCUAUCCCCUAUAUAGGAAAUGGGUUGCCAUUUGGGAUGCAGUCUGAGAGUGACUGAGACAGAGCACUGGGGAAAUGGGCUGUAGCUUAGGAGCGAGAGAGGAUAUCCAUUGGUUCUGCUCCAUAUGACACAUAGCUCAUGUGGUGUGACUGAGAGCCGUGUGGGACCCUCUGUGAAAUUGUUGCUCUCCAAAUAUACAUCAUAUGCCUCUUAAGUCGGUUCCGAGAGGAGACUCCUCUGAAGUGAAACGAACAGGGGCAAAUUUGCUUAAAUCACAAGAAAGGAAAGAUCCUGGGCCCUCAUCUAUUUUUCAAUCUGUAUCCCAAAUGGCACUUCUAUUUAGUGAACUACUUUGGACCAGGGCACAUAGGGCUCUGGUUGGAAGUAGUGCACUAGAUAGGGAAUAGGGUGCCAUUUGGGAUGUAGUCUCAGUCACAGACCCAAUGAGUGCACCACACCAUGGAAUGAUGGCAUUAGAUAACAUCAAAUCUUCCCCAAAUGUUAUUUCUGGGCUGUUUCCUGAGCUGUCAGGACAGUGUGUUUUGAAUAGGACGUCAAUGUUUAAAAUUUAAAAAAUAAAUAAAUAGUUAUUCUCCCAAAUAUCCAAGUCCCAACCUGUUGUGUGUCAUGUUCUCUCUUUCUCAGGGUGCUAUAUUCGUGGAGGGGGUCACAGUGAAAGGCGUCACACAGGUCACCGUACAGCCUAAACUGGCCGAGAUCCAACGGAAGUGUCAGGAGUUUGCGGAAUGGGAAAAGUGAGGAUUCUUUCACUCUACCAAUCUCUUUCUAAAUCUCUCUCUCUUUGUCAUAUCUACCCGUCUGGUAGCACUGUGUGUGUGACUCACUCUUACUGGAUCGUUCUAUAGGCUUUGUACUGUUAUAGGCGUCCGCAUGCUUCCCAUCUGAAACAGUUUGUGCAUAUAUUAUGACGACAUUUUGUGACGUUUUGGUCUUCGGCGAGGGUUCUUUCGUGCGCAUGCCAUUUUUUUUUUUAGGCAAGUCGAAGGUUGGUAGCCAAAGUCUAUGCCCCUUCGUCUGUGAUUGGUUAACAGUAAGGAUUCUUCAAUGAAGUGUUUGUCAUUCAACGAGAGACUCGUUUUUCAUGCACAUUUUUUAAAUAGAGAAAUACUGCACCAAACAUCUGAGUUGGAUGUAAAAUUGUGUGGCUAAGACCUCGGAACAAAAUAACUCAAGAAAUCUAAUAUUUUUUAGAUGAAUUCUGACUAUUUUGAGGAAGUGUAUACUGGGUACGGCGUCUCAAGAGGGAGAGAGUACUAUUGCCACUUUUGUCUCGUUUUUCGAGCGGUCUUUUAAGCAAGUAUGCAAGGCACAGACAUUCACUUCGCCUGUUCUGCUAGGAGCAACUCAAACCUAGUAUGCAGACGCUUUGAGACACCAGGGUAGGAAAUGACUGUUCUGCCGUAGAUGUCUUUCUUUACUAGCGAUAUGGAGGAAUUGUGUUGUUUCAGCUCUACAGCCUCAUAAUGUUUCAUAUAAGAGAGGAGUUUCAUAUAAGAGUUUAUAAAGCCUUCUGAAUUUCCAGUCCCUGAUGUUCUCACCAGGACAUUGUUGAUUAAAAAAAGUUGUAUUCUGUGUGUGUUCUAGGUCCGGGUUUCCAGGUGCUCAGCCCGUGUCCAUGGACAGGCGGAACCUUCGCUUUCUGGAACAGAAUCCCUACAAGGUCAGCUGGAAGGCAGACGGCACA